Messenger RNA from Formica exsecta, 321 nucleotides. RefSeq lists its product as uncharacterized. The transcript has 3 exons. The record is from RefSeq and is a predicted model, not a curated record. The annotation marks the transcript as partial. Gene Ontology annotation, molecular function: odorant binding. Lineage: Eukaryota; Metazoa; Arthropoda; Insecta; Hymenoptera; Formicidae.
UUUCAGACAAUUUCUUAUGCCGCUGAUCCUCAAAUAUUGAAGACAUUCUAUGAUAGUUAUGCAAGUUGUCUCGAGGAAUUGAAUGUGCAGCAAUGGACACCGGAAGUGGCAAAAUGUAAAAUGCAGAAGGAUGGACUGAUUGACGAACAAGGUGUAAUAAAAAAAGACGAACUUUUAGCAAUAUUCAACCUCAUCAUUUCCGAUGAGACCAACUUAAGUCAAGCAAAAGAGAUUACUUCCACUUGCAUCGAUCAAGGUGAAUGAAAUAUAUAUUUAGUAAUACAUAUUUUGAGUAUGAUUGACAUAGUGUUAUUUAUCAUA